This is a messenger RNA of Bombina bombina (fire-bellied toad), 3224 nucleotides long. RefSeq names its product SHC binding and spindle associated 1 (gene SHCBP1). Gene Ontology annotation, biological process: fibroblast growth factor receptor signaling pathway. NCBI's taxonomy places the organism in Eukaryota, Metazoa, Chordata, Amphibia, Anura, Bombinatoridae. Bases 66 to 1541 code for a protein of 491 amino acids. The transcript has 10 exons. The record is from RefSeq and is a predicted model, not a curated record.
CAGCAAACCGGGAAAAUUUGAAAGUGUAUAGCGCGCUGGGGGCCGUGGUUAAAGGCAACCGGGAAAUGGAAGUAAUACUUGAGAACGAGGAGGUACAGGGCGGCGGACAUUCGCUUGAAGACCUAGAGGAUGUCAAGCAGGACUUAUUUCAAGAUGAGUUUGACCGCAACAGUGAUUAUGGAAGUAAUGACAAACUGGGUACCGUGUUACCACGCCUUGUGCCACCCGAAAACAUGCUGUUUCCAGAUAUGUUUCAAACCGGCAGCCUCCUGUUUUAUGAAAGAUUCAAGACUUACCAAGAUUAUAUGUUGGCUGACUGUAAACCGUCUGAAGUGCGAGAAUUCACAGCAGAGUAUUUGGAGAAAGUUCUUGAACCGACUGGCUGGCAGGCAGUGUGGCGUACUGAUGUAUUUGAAGUUGUUGUCGAGGUACUAGAUGUUGACUACUCCAGCUUAAAAGCAGUAGUGAAGCUGUGUCUGCCUUUUCUUUGUGAGUCUCGAGUGAGUGAAUUCACACAGGAAAAUAUUUCAGAAUUGCUGCUGGUCAAAGAGGGUCGGGUUCCAUUGUUGGAGCUGUAUGUUGUGUUUGAUGACUCAGGAGAAUUUGAUCAGACAGCACUUGCAAUGGAGCACCUCAGAUUUUUUUACCAAAACAUCUGGCGUCCUUGGGAUGAAGAGGAUGAAGACGACUUUGAUUACUUUGUUAGAUGUGCAGAACCUCGAUUACGCCUCGGUGGAAAAGUUGUUCAUGUGGUGUCAAAACCAAUGUCCAUAAGCACUCUGCAAUGUUUAACACUGGAUAGGCUCCAACCCGAGUCUGAGAAUGGAGAGUUUGAAAUAGAGUUUCACAAUGAUCCAUUGGCUGCAGUGAAUGCUUGCUAUGAAGGCGAUCUGGUCAUAAUUUGUCCUGGGCAUUACGUAGUACACGGCUUGUUCAGCAUUACGGAUUCCAUUGAAUUAGAAGGCUACGGGCUUCCAGAUGAUAUUAUCAUUGAAAAAAGGGGAAAAGGAGAUUAUUUUGUGGAUUGUACAGGUGCACACAUAAAGAUCUCCAAUGUCAAGUUUGUUCAACAUGAUGCUGUGGAAGGCAUAGACUUUAUUGAUGAAGUUUGUGAGAUACCUAAAAUAACAAUGGAGAAUAAUGUGAUACACAACAAUGAAGGCUACGCUGUUGUCCUGGUUAAACCAGCUGCUCUUGUAACUGAACAGAAAUCCAGUACAGAAGGGAUACAAUCAGAUAAGGAUAUUAUAGAACAUGUGGACAAAAUAGAUGUAGUACAGACUGAUGAACCUAUGGCAAUAGUAGUCCCUGAAAAUGAGAAGUGUGAAACAAGUGAGGAAGUGGAAGGAAAUCACGCCAUUGCUAAUGAAUUGGUCGCCAACUCAAAGAGCAAACGCCAAAUACAGAAGAAAAGACUGAGUGCCUUGGGAAUUACAAAAGCAGAUGAUGAAAACCUAACAUCCCAAGAAAUGUUUGUCUCUAUAAUAGGCAAUCAGUUUAAAAGAAAUGGCAAAGGAAGUUUUGGGACAUUUCUUUUCUAAUUCUUCUCUUUGGACAGUGUACUACUAAAUGCUGAUCAGACAUCACUUUAAUAAUGACAUUAAAUCUGUGAUAUUUAUUCACUUUAAUGCAACAUGUUGCACUUGUACAUGCAAAGUAGCAUAUUCCUGUCUCUUCUUGCAUUGUGUAAUAAUUUUUAUUUUUUCUUUAUAUUGUGUACACUAGAUGUGCAUGGUAAUUCAGGGGCCUCUAUUUUACUACUUCACUUAUGUAGAACAAUUCACCGAGGUUAGCAAUAACCAUAUAAGUUAGUGAUCAGUGCUAUUUAUUUUGCCCAUAUGCUAAGUUAUAAAGUGCAUAAAUAAGCACCAUUAAAUAAUCUCACACAUUCGUCUUACAAUUCAUUAUGUUUAUAAAAUGAUAAAUCCAAACGUACAGACCAUGUUAAAAUAGUGAUACAUAUCUUAAAUACCAUAUACCAUACCAACAAAAAUCAUUGUAUGCUCUACAUUAUAAAUGCAGUCAGUGGGUCUUCCAACCUUUCACCAUCCUAAAUGUGUGGGUUUUAAAAAAAAAAAAUGAUUAAAAAUAGGAGCAUCAAUUUCUUAAUAUCCACACAUUGUUUCAGGAGUCAUUACCCUUGAAUUCCUCAGAUAAUUAUAUAGAUGUGUUAAUUUUUUUUAUUAGUACAAAAUCAAUGUUGUAAAUUUGACAUGACUUCAAGCACAUCUGGAAUUUGUCUUGAUUUAAAAUGUGUAUUGCAAAACAUCCUUGUAAAAUUCAAAAUUUUGUAUCCGAAAUGAAUUAUAUUACAUUUGUGAGUUGUAAAUAUCCUAUAGUGUUAAUCAUAAAAGGCAAAAUUACAAUUUUAAGUUUUGUAUUUUUAUUUCCCUCACCUAAAAAAGUGAAUUAGUGUAAUUGUGAAGUGUUAAGUAGAUAUUACAUCCCGUUUAGAUUAUUGGAUUUAUUUUGUCUCAAGUGAAUGCAUAAUGCAUUUCUCUUUAACUAAAUAACAAGGUUAAAUGUCUUUCUUUAUAUAUAGGAAAAUGCUGUUAGAAAUUAUUAGAAACUAUAAUUGGGAAACUCUUCCUCUCAGAACUGCAAAGUUAAUUUCUUUUGCAUGAUGUACUGAGUCCACGGAUCCAUCCUUACUUGUGGGAUAUUAUCCUUCCUAACAGGAAGUGGCAAAGAGAGCACCAUAGCAGAGCUGUCUAUAUAGCUCCCCCCUUAACUCCACCCCCCAGUCAUUCUCUUUGCUGGCUCUAAGCAGGAAGGGUAAAGUGAAAGAGGCCAUGUUAAAAUAGUGAUACAUAUCUUAAAUACCAUAUACCAUACCAACAAAAAUCAUUGUAUGCUCUACAUUAUAAAUGCAGUCAGUGGGUCUUCCAACCUUUCACCAUCCUAAAUGUGUGGGUUUUAAAAAAAAAAAAAAGAUUAAAAAUAGGAGCAUCAAUUUCUUAAUAUCCACACAUUGUUUCAGGAGUCAUUACCCUUGAAUUCCUCAGAUAAUUAUAUAGAUGUGUUAAUUUUUUUUAUUAGUACAAAAUCAAUGUUGUAAAUUUGACAUGACUUCAAGCACAUCUGGAAUUUGUCUUGAUUUAAAAUGUGUAUUGCAAAACAUCCUUGUAAAAUUCAAAAUUUUGUAUCCGAAAUGAAUUAUAUUACAUUUGUGAGUUGUAAAUAUCCUAUAGUGUUAAUCAUAAAAGGCAAAAUUACAAUUUUAA